This is a messenger RNA of Rattus rattus (black rat), 4885 nucleotides long. It is a transcript of the gene Fan1, whose product is annotated as FANCD2 and FANCI associated nuclease 1. The transcript has 14 exons. NCBI's taxonomy places the organism in Eukaryota, Metazoa, Chordata, Mammalia, Rodentia, Muridae. Bases 399 to 3464 code for a protein of 1021 amino acids. The record is from RefSeq and is a predicted model, not a curated record. Gene Ontology annotation, biological process: interstrand cross-link repair. Gene Ontology annotation, cellular component: nucleus. Gene Ontology annotation, molecular function: 5'-flap endonuclease activity; flap-structured DNA binding; 5'-3' exonuclease activity.
UGCCUGUAGCUCGGUGCUCGGGCUCGUGGGGCCGCGCAGAGCAGCUGCCCGCCUUGUGGCCCUUUGAGAGCAACUGAGCCGGUUCCGCUGCAGUGAGUUCCGGAGAGUCUGAGCGAGUCAGCGUCCUCUUUUUAAGACGAACGGUUCUUAGAAAGGUCCUGAAAGGAGAAGUUGAACGAAUAACGACAUCAAAUGUUGUUCCACUUUUAUUAGUUAACGGCGAGCGUAAAAGCAAACCUUUAGGAUCCUUCACCCAGGGUGGCCGCUGUAUUAACUGAUGAGGAGGUGGCAGGAUCCUUCUUGUUAAUUCAAGCCAAGUGAAUGAAAGUAAAACAUUUCGGUCCUUCACCUGAGAUUACCUGAUUUUGUUCUCGGGUCGCCUACUUUUUCUAAUAGUCAUGAUGUCACAAAAGAGCUCACCUGCUCAAAAAAGACCCUGUAGAAGCUUAUCUACCGGCAAAACUACGAAAAGCCAGUCUCAUUCCAUUACCUCGUAUUUUAACAGUGCACCACCUGCUAAACUUGCAUGUUCAAUUUGUCAUAAAAUGGUGCCCAGGUAUGACUUAAUCCGGCACCUUGAUGAGUCUUGUGCUAACAAUGGUGAAAUCGUUCAAAAUGAGCCUGCUCAGGCUGGUUUAAUUAACCCAACUGUGCCUACAUCGGAUUUACCCAGUACUCCUUUAGAAGAUAUGACACCUCAGAAAUUAUCACCACCAAAGAGACGUUUAAUCUCUGCCCAGUGUGGUUCAAAACUGGGCAUGCGACAGCAGACCAGUCCCUACUUUAAAGAAGCCUUGGUGUGCAAAAAUCAAAAUGAGCUUCCAAAUCAGAGUGUGGAAAUUAGGUCUUUGGGAAGUCUGUCAUCAAAACUGUCCAGAAGGUACGUAAAAGCUAAAAAAUCACUCUCUAAGAACGAGGGACUAGCCAGUCAUUGCCCACCGACUUCUCUGUCCCCACCUGGCACCAGCCUGGUUGAUAACUGUCCAGAGAUGGAAAACAAAGAUGAGAUUUUGAACAGUUCCCAGAAGGAAAACAUUUAUUCGUGUGCACCUCUAGAGGAAGAGACCGAUUCAGAACAGAAGGUAAAGAGCAGUAAAAGGAUGGCAGAUGAAAGUCAGAAAGCUUCCGGUGGGGAGCCGGCCCUCACGCCUGCAUCCCCAGAGCAUGCCCCCAUAUUACUGUCCUCAGACUUAACUCUUGUCAAUAACACAGAUUCCUCUUCGGGAGACGCUCUCCAACAAGAAGAUGCCGGAAGGAUAGGUGUAGGGGUUGAUGAACAGCUUGCGGCAUGCAGCCAUGAAGAAGUACAAAUGACUGUUGAUGCUGAGGUGGGAACGCUGGUGUCAGGGGAGGCGGAAUCAAAUAGUCCUGCUGACAACGAUGAUGAUGAUGAUGCGUCUACAUGGACUAAGAACCCAGAGCUUAGGGAAGCUGGCAGUGCCUUAAAGAGACAAGGGGCUUGCAGUCCACUGGAGCAGGGCACCAGUUGUAUUCCCAGUGUGACAGCUCAACCCCAACCGAGUCACCCGUACUACCUGAGGAGCUUCCUGGUGGUUCUGCAGGCCAUCCUUGAGAACGAAGAGGACAUGAAGCUCUUCGAUGACCAGGAGAAGGGCGUUAUAGCUAAGUUUUACCAGCUGUCAGCCAGUGGUCAGAAGUUGUAUGUGAGGCUCUUCCAACGUAAAUUAACCUGGAUUAAAGUGAGUAAACUGGAGUAUGAAGAGAUUGCCUCGGACUUAACCCCUGUGGUUGAAGAAUUGAAGGACUUAGGCUUUCUACAGACAGAAUCUGAGUUGCAAGAACUCUCCGAUGUACUUGAACUCCUUUCUGCUCCUGAGCUGAAAGCCCUGGCCAAAACCUUCCACUUGGUGAGUCCCGGUGGGCAGAAGCAGCAGCUGGUAGACGCCUUCCUCAAACUGGCCAGACAGCGCUCAGUCUACACUUGGGGCAAGACUCAGCCUGGAAUCAGAGCGGUGAUUUUAAAAAGAGCUAAAGGCUUGGCUGGCCCGUCCCUUCGAGUCUGUAAAGGCCCUAGGGCUGUGUUUUGCCGCCUCCUGCUUCUGUUCUCGUUGACUGAUUCCAUGGAAGACGAAGAAGCUGCGUGUGGGGGUCAAGGUCAGCUGUCUACUGUGCUAUUGGUCAAUCUGGGCCGAAUGGAGUUUCCUCAGUACAGCAUCAGCCGGAAGACCCAGAUCUUCAGGGACAGAGAGGAUCUUAUCAGAUACGCAGCCGCCGCGCACAUGCUGAGUGACAUCUCAGCUGCCAUGGCCAGUGGGAACUGGGAAGAAGCUAAGGAGCUUUCUCAGAUUGCAAAGAGGGACUGGGACCAACUGAAAAGCCACCCUUCCCUGAGAUACCACGAGGCCUUGCCACUCUUUCUGCGCUGUUUUACUGUCGGGUGGAUCUACACAAGGAUUUCCUCUCGGACUGUUGAAGUACUAGAGAGACUUCACAUGUAUGAGGAAGCUGUCAAGGAACUUGAAAACCUCCUGGCUCAGAAAGUCUAUUGUCCUGACAGCAGAGGCCGCUGGUGGGACCGCCUGGCUCUUAACCUGCACCAGCACCUGAAGCGUCAGGAAGAGGCAAUUCGGUGCAUCAAGGAAGGCCUGGCAGAUCCACAAGUGAGGACAGGACACCGACUUUCUCUUUAUCAGCGAGCUGUGCGCCUUCGAGAGUCUCCGAGCUGUAAAAAGUACAGGCAUCUCUUCAGCCAGCUGCCAGAAGUCGCUGUGGGAGACGUUAAGCAUGUGACUAUCACAGGCCGGCUGUGCCCACAGCAUGGGAUGGGCAAGUCUGUGUUUGUCAUUGAGGGUGGAGACCCCACCAACCCCACCACAAUCCUGUGUUCUGUGGAGGAACUGGCGCUGGAUUAUUACAGGCAGAGUGGCUUUGACCAAGGGAUUCACGGAGAAGGGUCCACCUUCAGCACCCUGUGUGGCCUCCUGCUGUGGGAUAUCAUCUUCAUGGAUGGAAUACCAGAUGUCUUCAGAAAUGCCUACCAGGCCUCCCCCCUGGAUUUGCUCACAGACAGCUUCUUCUCAAGCAGGGAGCAGGCCCUGGAAGCCAGGCUGCAGCUGAUCCACAGCGCCCCUGCUGAGAGCCUGCGGGCCUGGGUGACUGAAGCAUGGCAGGCCCAGCAAGGCAGGGCGGCUUCUCUGGUCAGCUGGGAUCGCUUCACUUCCCUUCAGCAAGCUCAGGACCUCGUCUCCUGCCUCGGGGGUCCUGUCCUCAGCGGUGUGUGCAGGCGCCUGGCUGCUGACUUUCGGCACUGCCGAGGAGGCCUCCCUGAUUUGGUGGUGUGGAAUUCUCAGAGCCACCAUUGCAAGCUGGUGGAAGUUAAAGGCCCCAGUGAUCGCCUGUCAUGUAAGCAGAUGAUCUGGCUGGAUGAACUACAAAAGCUGGGGGCAGACGUAGAAGUAUGCCAUGUGGUUGCAGUUGGUGCUAAGAGCAAAGGUCUUGGCUGAAAGAUGUCACACAGGGGACAUCUGGCCAUCUACUGGGACAAGAUCUUCAAGUGGAUAAAAAUGUCACACUGAGGACAUCUGGCCAUCUACUGGGAUAAGACCUUCAGUCGGAUAAAAAUGUCACACAGGGGACAUCUGGCCAUCCACUGGGACAAGAUUGUCAAGAGGAUAAAGCUGUUUGCACUGUCUCCACUUUGGCUUGCCCGACACCUGAGAUGGGCGGGUGGACUGUUGAAAAUGUAGAAGUCUGCAUGGGCGUUGUAGGAGCUGACUGCUUCCAUGUUGUUAAGCUUUUAAAAAAGCCAGAGGGAAAAUGAACAUGGUGGACUUUAGUUGACACUUGAGCUUCUCUACUAAAUGCAUUGGUAGUGCAACCCUUGAACUGGGGUUGUCUCAUGGUUAUCCAAGAAGGGCAGGGCCCGUAGGAAGUUUGAUUUCCUUAGGGGGAAAAGUAAGAACAACCAAAACCAAAUUCCUUAUUUAAAGGGAGGAAGGAUCCAGAGUAUUUCAGGUGAGGUAUCACAAUCCGUAUCCAGCUUCGAGCUUUUGGAUUAUGUGUGAUUAAAAACCUGUGCCAAGAUGUUAGAAAAAAAUGCCCUCCUGAGGUAUUCUGACUUGGUCAAAAAUGCCCUCCUGAGGUAUUCUGACUUGGUCAAAAGUUGGUCUGGAGCCUCACUCUGCUCUCAACUGACUGUGAGAUGGUUUACCUCAUUAAAAAAAAAGAAAAGCGAAAUAUCCCAUUCUUGAAAGUGAAGUCCGCUCUGUACUGACCGUGCUUCCUCCUGCUCACCUCGCUGAGCCCAGUCCCAGCGCUCACAUCAAGACCUGUGCUCUGCCGGGCAUGUGCCAAGGAGCUGCCUAUCAGGUUACUUCAUGAGCUGACUGGCUCCCGAGUGCCAGGUAUAGAAGUUUAAAAGCCAGAGAGGUAAUAUGUGACUGUGGCUCCCAUGGUCACUAGGAAGCUUUGGGGGAGGACGGGAAUGUAGAAAUUACAGUACAGUUACUACAGGAUGGAGAAGGGGAGGCCUUCAUUUAGAGAGUGAAAAUGUUUCUGCUAGUCAAAGCACAUUAUGUAGCUGGGAGUGGUGGCUCACACCUGUAAUCCCAGCAUUUGAGAGGCUGAGGCAGGAGGAUUACCUUGAGUUUAAGGUCAGACCAGGCUACAAAUGAGACUGUCUCAAAAAAAGGAAAAGAAGCUCAUGAGUGCUCUGGCCACUCUGCACUGUGGAACAAGCAGAUGAUAAACACUCGGGUUCAUGUGUUGGGGAGGCACAGGCCCUGGUUCCCAGGCCUAGUGAAGCCUGAGACCCACACAGUAGGGAACAGACUCCGAAAUUGACCUCUGAACUUCACCCGUGUGCCACAGUAUACACAUGCUCAUCUACACACAAUAAAUAAAAACGUGUUUAAGACAUUAACAA